GAAAACCACUUCAAAUAUGAAAUUGUACAACCAAAAUACGGACAUUAGCAAAACAUGUGAUACCAAUGGUGAUGAUGAAAAUUCGACUGAUCUUGAUGCUGAUACACUUAUGUCAAGCGACUUUGUCUUUGAAUCUGAUGAUGCUUUUGAAUCGCCAUUAGCCGAUGGGAAUCAGACAUGGAAUAGGAUAACGAACCAAAUUAAGUUAUCAACAGAAGACUCCUUUGCUUUAUGGCUGAUCUUUCGAAUUUUUAUCCCCUGCCUUCGCAAAAUUGCAAUGCUGGUGAUUAACAUUUUAAAGAUCUGGUUUCCGUCUUUAGUGUCGCUGAUGGAAAGGAAAGAAAAGGCAGAAUAUGCAACCAGGACGAGGAAGGGAUAUAAAAUGAGCUUUGAAAGUUCUCUUCAGGAAGAGUACCCAGACAAAAAGUUUGUGAGAUUUCGAUUACAGAACAAAGUUUUUAUAGAACAUAAAGAUUUUUUCAAUCUGAACGAUUGGGAAAAUUUGCUCUGCACUGAUAAAUCGAAAGCGCAUUGCAAGAAGGUAUAUGGCCAUGAAAAAUACAAAUUUCAAACUUUUGAAAGUCAAUUGCUGGCAAAAGACGGGUUCUACAAAGAAUACUUUGAAGCAUGGUGGGAAUGUUUUCAACAGAGUUCAUUCUGUUUUGCAUCUGAAAAUCGGAUCAUAUAUGUAUUUAUGCUGUCUGCCAAUGAAUUGCGAAAUACAAAAUCUAAUAAAGAAACCUUACAAACUAACAAACAAGAUGCAGAACAAGGUUAUGAGGAAAGGAAUACUGCUUGUAAAAGCCCUUUUGGGCCUUUAUGUUGGAAUCGAUUUCCAACUGAUGAGGAUGAGAAGGCUGUUCAAGCGUUAGAGAGUAGAAAUAUGAAUGAACUAGCAUUUCAAGGCAAGACACAUGCUGAAUCUGAAACAAGCACAGGUAUGCCUGCCCUUAAGAUGAAUCCCACUACCUUGCAAUUGCUGAAUUUACUGAAUGAAAUGGAAUUUCCAGUUGAAAAUCUGGUUAUCAAUUUAACAGCAGAACAAUUUCACGAAUCAUACGAAGAAUUUCAAGCAGGUGACAGAUGUAAUAUCUCUUUGGAGAAUGAUUUUAUGUCCCAAGAUAUCUUGAAACAAAUUACCACAAAUGACGAGAUAGAGAAAGUGAGGCAUAUUCUACAGCUUCUUCAAAAUCAAAAUGGAGUUCCUAUGAAUUCACAAGAAAUAAAUGUUUGCAAUCCUGGCAAUCCCUUCCACAGAUUUGUAGAAAUUGGUUCAAGAGAAGACUUGAAGCCAUUUUUAUCAAGAAUUAAGGAAAAUAGCAGUUUGUCGGACCACUGUGGAAUUGCUUUCAAAGACACGCUAAUGGAUCCUAUUGCAAGAACAUCAAAAUCAUUUCUGCAGAACCAUCAGUACACAGUAGUAAGAGAGCUUGGAAAAGGGGCAUUUGGCCAAGUUUUGCUUUGCAAAUCAAUGGAAAGGAAUGAGCUUUUUGCAAUGAAAAAGAUCAAAAGAACACAUUUUCGGGAGGAGGAGGUUACCAUUCCUGUAUUACAACUUCAAGGGUAUGCAAAGGCGUUAAAAAUAUAUGGAAUAGUUGUUGAAGAUGAAUUCAUCAAUAUUAUUAUGGAAUAUGCUGAAGGCGAGUCUUUGAAAAAACGAAGAAAUCCUACAAAAAAUACGUUUCUGGAAUCAGUCAGCAUAUUCUUUCAACUCCUCAAGGCAUUGAAAGAAUUGCAUGGAUAUGGAGUCGCACAUUUUGACAUUAAAGAGGACAAUGUUGCUUUAAAAGGGAAACCUGAAUCUGUGGUUUUCAUCGACUGGGGGUCUGCAAAAUACAUUGGAAAAAAUUAUUGGAAAUACAACGACGGUACAAGAAGAUUUUAUCCACCCGAGACACUGAGGAAUAAACCUGAAUUAAUCGACCUAGAGGCUCAUGAUGUAUGGACCCUUGGGUGUACCAUGCUGUCCCACUUCCUCAGAAGAUUUGUUUUUGAGAAAUAUUGGACCCAAAGUAAAGAAAAUAGACAAUGUUUUGUCGAGGCAUUAGAGGAAGGAACUAUUGUAGAAGAGGAACUACAGUUGCUGGAGAAUUCAACUCAUUCUUUGGUUCCAAUGUUGAAAGAUUUGUUGAAACAGAUGCUACAUCCAGAUGUUACUAAGAGAAUAACUGUUUCUGCAGCAAUACAGCAUGGAGUUUUUGAAAGUGUGUAUAAUGUACCUUAGGUUAUCAAUAAACAUUACAUUGAUA
Molecule: messenger RNA, 2249 nt
Organism: Saccostrea cuccullata (small rock oyster)
Lineage: Eukaryota; Metazoa; Mollusca; Bivalvia; Ostreida; Ostreidae
Exons: 7
Coding region: 17-2224 (735 amino acids)
Biological process (GO): mitotic DNA damage checkpoint signaling; protein phosphorylation
Cellular component (GO): nucleus
Molecular function (GO): protein serine/threonine kinase activity; ATP binding
Source: RefSeq, a predicted model, not a curated record